AUGUCGCACGUAAUGCUGUGCAACCUCGGGCAGCCGGCGCCGUCGAGCGCGGCGCGCGGCGGUGGCGGUGGCAGCGGUCCCGACACGAGCGCGAGUAGCUCCCAGCAGCGGGAGCAGCGCGAUCAGCGCGAGCGCCACGAGCGCCAGCACAACUGCAACAACAGCAACAGCAACAGCAGCAUGGACGACGACGACUCGUAUCCGCUGCCUACGAUAUAUCGAUGCCGGGCGCCAAUAGCGAGCCUAGACUGCAUGGAAGAGUUCAAUGGCGGCGCAGGCACGGACUCGAGCGGCCACUACGGCAGCACCCCUGGCACGAAGGACCACCUGCUGGCCAGCUGCCUGGCCGGCCAGUCCCUCCAGCGCGCCGGCCUCCAGCACAACCCGUCGCCAGGUAUUCGCUACCGCAACUUGGGCAAAAGCGGUCUACGUGUUUCCAAUGUUGGAUUAGGCACGUGGACGAUGUUCGGCGGCGUGAACGGCACAAACACCGAGGAUAACGCCGAGGCGAUAAUAGCCCUCGCCUACGAGAGCGGCAUCAACGUGUUCGACCUGAGCGAGGCCCACAGUGGGCCCAAAGCCGAGACCCAACUCGGCCGUAUACUUCAGAAGCGCAACUGGACGCGCACGAGUUACAUCGUCACCACGAAAAUUUACUGGAAUCCCAAAUCCGAGGCGAGAGGACUUUCGAGGAAAUUCAUCAUCGAGACGGUGCAGGCGUCCUUGGCCAGGCUUCAGCUGUCCUACAUAGACAUCGUCAUGAUCCACAAAGUCGACUCCACGUGUCCCAUGGAAGAAAUCGUUCGUGCGAUGAAUUACGUGAUAGACCAAGGAUGGGUCAUGUACUGGGGGACAUCAAGAUGGUCGCCCUGCGAAAUAAUGGAGGCCUACUCGAAUUGCCGGCAAUUCAAUUGCGUCACCCCUAUAGUCGAGCAGGCCGAGUAUCAUCUUUUCUACAGGGAAAAACCCGAGCUCUACAUGCCGGAACUGUACAACAAGAUUGGUGUUGGCUUAAUGUGCUGGUCGUCGAUAUCGAUAGGCUUGAUUUCGUCUCGAGUCGAUGACAGCGGUGGCAUGUCCGUUCUCCCAAGAUCCAGAUCUUCGUACAAAAAUAAGUCCUUCAGUUGGACGGAGGACGAGUCUGAGAUUUUGUGUAAAGAGGAGCAGUGGCGAAAGGCCUCGGUUGACUCUGAAACUAGAAAAGGCCCGGACAAGGUGCGCGAGAUAUGCGCGUUCGCCGAGAGGCUCGGCUGCACCUUCACCCAACUGGCGAUCGCGUGGACCCUCAAGAAUGAAAGUGUUCAGUGCCUUCUACUCGGUGCGACCAACGUCGAGCAACUCUACGACAAUAUUCAGAGCUUGCAGCUGAUCCCGAGGCUGACGGUCGCCACGAUGACGGAAAUCGAGCGUAUCCUACUGAACAAGCCAAUACGUCCACCGAUGAUCUCGACCCUCCAGCUCAGAUGACAAUCGCUCAACCCCCACGGCAGCCGUGGGGGUU
Messenger RNA from Copidosoma floridanum, 1501 nucleotides. RefSeq names its product potassium voltage-gated channel subfamily A regulatory beta subunit hyperkinetic (gene Hk). Lineage: Eukaryota; Metazoa; Arthropoda; Insecta; Hymenoptera; Encyrtidae. Gene Ontology annotation, biological process: regulation of potassium ion transmembrane transport; potassium ion transport. The record is from RefSeq and is a predicted model, not a curated record. Gene Ontology annotation, molecular function: transmembrane transporter binding; voltage-gated potassium channel activity; potassium channel regulator activity. Gene Ontology annotation, cellular component: cytoplasm; voltage-gated potassium channel complex.